Molecule: messenger RNA, 2547 nt
Organism: Teleopsis dalmanni
Lineage: Eukaryota; Metazoa; Arthropoda; Insecta; Diptera; Diopsidae
Exons: 2
Coding region: 86-2419 (777 amino acids)
Biological process (GO): base-excision repair
Cellular component (GO): nucleus
Molecular function (GO): double-stranded DNA 3'-5' DNA exonuclease activity; endonuclease activity; phosphoric diester hydrolase activity
Source: RefSeq, a predicted model, not a curated record
UUUUAUUCGAAGUAUACACAACACGAACUUUGGAAAAUUAUUCCCAUCAAAAUUUUCGGAAAAUAUAUCCAAAUAAAAAUUUAAAAUGCCAAAAUCGACUAAAAAGCGUAAAUUUGUAGCAGUUUUCACAAAAAAUGUUAAAGACAUUCUGAACAGAGUCACUGCAGCAAACUCUGAUGAUGAUUUCGAUGCACCGACCAUUAUAGCAACUGCAGCAUACUUAGAAAAUUGCCUGAAUGAGUUCCCGGUCAAAUCUUUUGAAACCGACCUCCCCACACCAAAAGAAAUAAUAAUAGACGUGCCUAGUCCUACAAAAGAAGAAACAAUAGAAAAUGCAGCUACAGCAGAUCAAGUCGUAAUACCAAAAGAUGUCCAGGUUGAGUUAAAGGAGCAGAAAGCAUGUGUUUCACAUCAAAUGGAUGAAGUCGUUAUUGCACCAAAAAGCAAUAAGAAAAUUGAACAAAAAACUUCUGCGGCUUAUGAAUUUCUUAAAGAAGAUCUGAAAGAAGAAGAUGACCGAAUUUUAGAAAAAUUUGAGUGUCAAAAGAAUGAUGAUAUGAUCGGUACGAUAAACACGGAAGUUUCAAUAAGUCAAGUGAAUAAUGAAGCUGCUGCAGUCAUUAGCUUAAACAAAGUCGAAGAAAAUACAACUAACUCCUCAUCCAAUGAGGAACAAGUUAAUCCUCAGAAAGUGUUAGAAGCCUGUGCCGUUAGUAAAAAAACUAAUAGUAAUACAAAUUGUCUUUGCUUAGUUGACAGCAAAAAUCAACAAACUGAUCAAAUGACUUCAACAGAACAAGUUACAACUUCCGAUAGCCAUGUUAAUGAUGAUAAAGUGCAAAAAGACAGUCUAGUGAAAAUACCUACAUUAGUAGCUUCAGUCACCGAGUUAAAUAGAGUUGAAGACCACAUAACAAAUUGCCAGUCCUGUGAAAAACAUAUAAAUGAUCAGAAAGAACUAAAAGAAUGCAAUACCAACGAAACAAAAAGCACUUCAUCUGAUACUCCUAAAGGUGACAAACCCGAGAAUGAACAAAGUGUUCAAACAAUCUUCGCGAAUGAAUUCACAGAUUUGGAAAAUAUGGUGGAUGAUAGUAGGUUACAAACGGGACGUAUUGUUAAAAUACCAGCGCUAGAGGAUUUAGUCACUAAAAAACAAGUAACUUCAGCAGAGAAACCUGCUAUCUCUGACGAAUUGGUAAGUAAUAUUGAGAUGCAAACCAGUACUCUUGCUGAACAACCAGUUACAGUUAUUAAAUCGGACAAUGACGAAAAUCACGCAACUAAGUGCACUGCUCAGGAAAAUCAAAUAGCAGAUCAAACAAUAUUAGAACAAUCUGUAACAGAUGAAAAGCAUAAUAAUUCAGCUGAUUCUCUUCAUACAGAUGAAAUCAAAAAUCUGGAAAGCGAGGCACCAACCCAAACAACGGAAGAACCGAGUUCCUCAAAAUUAGUAGUAGACACAACUGAGCAAAACGUGAAUAUUGUAAAAAAACUGUCGUUAGAAGCAUUAGUUGUAAAACGUUUGAGCCGAAAACGUCGUCGCCCAUUUUCAGAUAAUACCGAUCAAGAAAUAGAACUACCUCCGGCGAAAAGAAUAUGCAGAGAUUUAAAACGUAACAAGCUAAAGCACCGAACGGACAACAAUAUAGUAUUUUAUAAUUUUAAAAUUUCAAGUUGGAAUGUCAAUGGUGUUCAUCUUUGGUCGCGAAAAGGAGGUCUUAAGUACUUAGAAAAAGAAAAACCUGAUAUCUUUUGCAUGCAGGAAGUGAACUGCUCCUUUGGUAGGAUUCCAGAUGUCGUCAAACGUGUAGAAGGUUUUCAUCAAUACUGGUUAUGUGUACCUGAUGGCAGUAAUGGAGUGGCUGUUUUCAGUCAGAAGAUGCCGAUGAAUGUUGAUUAUGGGAUACAAAUUGUUGACUUCAAUGGCCGUGUCAUUACAGCCGAGUUUGAAAAGUUCUUCGUAGUUUGCGUUGCCGUACCAAGUGCAGGCGUGAAUCUAGCAAAAUUAAGGUAUCGCUUAAGAUGGGACAGCUUAUUUCAUCAGCACGUACAAAAGUUAAACAAACGCAAGCCAGUUAUAAUAUGUGGAAACUUGAACGUUUCACACAAGGAAAUUGACCUAUCGAAACCGAAAUUGUGUGAAGAAACUCCUGGAUUUUCAAAACAGGAACGAGAAAAACUAAAUGAAUUGCUUACUUCUGGUUUUGUGGAUACUUUUCGUCACUUUAAUCCUGAUUGUAAAGAUGCAUAUACAUACUGGUCUAGAAGAGGUGAAGGACGCGAACAUAGUGUUGGUUGGCGUCUGGAUUAUUGCAUUGUAUCUGAACGCUUUAUUCCGAAAAUCAUGAAAAGCGUAAUAGAAGACAAGUACUUGGAAAGCAAUCAUUGUCCGAUAGCAGUGCUAUUCGAAUUUUAAGAUGUCUAAAAGUUAACAGUGACCAAAAUUCAACUUACUACUUAUUUUUUGGCAACAUGUUUUUUUUUUAUAUAAAAUGCAAUAAAUUUAAAAUUUUAGUGUAAUAUUAAAUGUAAAGAAAGUGGAAA